Messenger RNA from Kwoniella botswanensis, 372 nucleotides. RefSeq lists its product as uncharacterized. NCBI's taxonomy places the organism in Eukaryota, Fungi, Basidiomycota, Tremellomycetes, Tremellales, Cryptococcaceae. The coding region runs from base 1 to 372 and encodes 123 amino acids. The record is from RefSeq and is a predicted model, not a curated record. The transcript has a single exon.
AUGAUCUCUCAUCCUUAUCCACUCGGUACACACCAUGAGCCCACCUCUCCGCGCAACGCACCGUCCAGAAGUCAAAGUACACGUAGUAUAGCACGGCAUUUGUCUCAUCAUUCAGCCGCAGGGCGAACGGAGGAAGAAGUAGAGGGAGAGGGGUUUAGGAGGUUGUUAUCUCCUUCACCUGAUGAUCAACCUUCUUCCUUGGAAAACACAGAAACAGAGAUCAUAUCAACCAAGUCGAGAUCUAUAUUGACAGGUAGAGAUAAUUACUAUGGUACCAAGAGGUUGAGGAAAGUAAUUAAGGUUGAGGGUGAUUGGGAUUUGAUCAGAGAAGUGGAUACGGAUGGUUAUGAUAAUAGUGAUAAUCGGACAUGA